Messenger RNA from Rhincodon typus (whale shark), 1305 nucleotides. RefSeq names its product immunoglobulin kappa light chain-like. Bases 1 to 930 code for a protein of 309 amino acids. The transcript is spliced from 6 exons. The record is from RefSeq and is a predicted model, not a curated record. Lineage: Eukaryota; Metazoa; Chordata; Chondrichthyes; Orectolobiformes; Rhincodontidae.
AUGUCGCUGUAUUACUGGCUCAUUGUGGUAACCGCUUUGCCCUGCGAAUAUUUUGCACAAACACUGAAACAGAUUGUCCCAUCCAUUGCCAAAGACGUGAGCAAAAUCGCUAUAUUCAAAUGCGAAGUCGAAGGUGUAACGAUCAGGAAUAGUUAUCCCCUUCACUGGUACCAGCACAAGCCCGGCCAGGUACCCACCCAAAUCCUCUAUUAUGGAUCAGGCACAUCGCGGGAUCCGGGAUUUGGUGAACGGUUCAAAGCUGGGAAAUCUAAAGACAACGAAUUCUACCUCAUAAUCGACAAAGUAAAGACAGAGGACACCGCCACCUAUUACUGUGCGCGCUGGACAGUGGACAGGGGUGCUGUCAUAAAAAUCUUCGGCGCUGGAACUAAACUCUUUGUCACAGGCAAAAGUGUUAGUACACCAAAAAUUCAAAUUUUCCCUCCGAACAUCACUGAUCUGGAAAAGGAUAACAGAGCGCCCGUCGUCUGUCUCCUGACUGAUUUCUUCCCCGGAGUCAUUAGGGUUCAAUGGACUAUCGGGGAUAAAAAGGCACCCGAUGACGACGUGUUAACAGACGCAGCGAAGGAAAACGGCAAUUACUCAGUGAUCAGUCGCCUGACAAUCACUAAGUUGGACUGGAAUAGCAAAGACAUUCACUGCAAGGCGGAGCAUGAAACAAAUCCAGGAGGAGCCAUGAUUAACAAGGACUCCAGAAUAGCUAUACAAAAACCUGAUGAUAUUCCAGCCCCGACGUGUCAGCCCAGUGUUCAGAACAUAUCAACAAUCGUGAAUGAAGGUCAGCCUCUGAGUUCACUGAAGUUAGCGACUUUUACAUACACACUGUUGUUGGUGAAGAGUGUGGUCUAUUGUGGUAUUAUCUCCAUCCUGUACAGGCUGGAGCACCGUGACGUGAAGAAGCCACUUUAAACUGGUAUCAACAACCUCCUAUUUUAAAAUUCUGAUAAUUUGGCUUUGGCUUUUGCUUGGAUUUCCUGUUUAUACCCAGAGAUUGUAGUUUGCACUAUCAGUUUGUGAACAGCUUACAGCUGUCAUGUAAAUAUAUCCGGGCAGGGUUUUAUUUUCAAGCUUGUGUAUGUGGAUAAUGAUCAGAGCUUUCGGAUGAUUCACUCUACUUGUUAAUCAAGUUAAUGUGAUGUUUUUGCAGAAGUACUGUUUGAUGUUUCCAAUGUUGCACUUCACGAAUUUUUCGCUACAGCUAAAUUGCUGUCUUCGUUAUACGUUCAUCUUGUAAUCUUACUUCACAAUUUUGCAACUUUGACAAUAAAAUAUAUUUCAAACUCA